AUCUAGCCUGUAAACUCAAGUGGCUAAGGGAAUUUCCACUUGCUUUGUCAUGCAGAAAGGGCGCAGGAACUUUUACUAGAGGAAAAAGUUGGCAACCCUCCCUGCUGGUGGGAAGAAACCGGUACUUCUGGGUUGCUUGAGAAAGAGAACACUUGGGAUCAGGAGGGAAAGGUGGCGAGAUUUUGUUGUCCGGGGAGUCCUUAAUCCCCUGAAAGGCAAGUAUGGAUCUGCACAGGGGUUAGGGCCUUACUUUGCAGAAGGGAGUGGAAUCUAGUGGUUAGAUCAGCCCCUGGGUUCUGCAGCACGGGGGGGGGGCAGGAAGGGGUUGCUUUUGGGAAAUGGGGACGUGAGCUUCCUCAUGUUGAAAGGUUGGCUCCUACCUCGAGUCAUUUCCUAAUUGUGUAAUUGACUUGCUCACAGCCUUUAUGUAUGAAAUCAUUGCCCUCCCCAGGAAUAGGUGCCGGGGAGUAAGCCUACAUGGAUUUGCCUGAGGCCUGCCCCUUUUCCUGCACUGUCCCUGACUGACUGCCUGCCUCCUGCCUGCUCCUUUUUAUCUUCUCUUUUCUCCUUCCUGGUAAUCUACCCUCCCCUUCUCUGUAAUUCCACCCGCCCCAGAAGCAGACGGGGCGGUGACCUUAAUGCACAGAUAUAUAUAUCCACCUAAAAGGAGCCAAGAUGCUUUUCCACCAUCAUCUGUGUCACCUUGCCCAGGAGGCGGACGGAGAGAGGAGCACACUUGACAGCAUACUAUGGCUUCUGUUUGGGUACCAGCGACCUUCACUGCGGUGGUCCUUUUGCUUUCUGGGGGAUGCUAUGCCAGUUCUUCAGGUUCCUGGUGCUACGACAGCCUAAUAUGUGGACCUGACACGUGGUCAUCCCAAGGUCAUUGCAAUGGCAAGAGGCAAUCUCCCAUCGAUAUUGUCACCAGCAGUGUCAGGCAUAACCCCAAACUGGGUGCAGUGACUCUCUCCGGCUACAACGACACCAAAAAACUGCUGGAAAUGAAGAACACCGGGAAAACAGUUGACAUAGAACUGGGCGAAGGUCUCCAGCUGAGUGGCCCUGGGCUUCCAGCUACAUACACAGCCAAGGCCUUUCACCUCCACUGGGGAGAUGGAGUCCAUAAACCCGGAUCAGAGCACUACAUAAACGGCGAACGGUACUCUAUGGAGUUACACAUCGUGCACACCAAAAACAACACGAGUCUCUCGGAAGCCUUGAAGGACCCACAGGGCAUUGCUGUGCUAGCAUUCUUUGUCCAGGGCUAUGAGAAGGCACAGGGCAAGACAGCUGAAGCAUGGGAAUCGUUUAAAAAGAAGCUGAAGGAAGUUGAGGAAAAGGGUGAAGAGACAAAAUUCGAUGGCAGCUUCUCUCUCCAGGACUUGCUGGGCCGCCCAGAGCUUGACCGCUAUUACCGCUACCCUGGGUCCCUCACCACCCCCGGGUGUGACGAGGUUGUGCUGUGGACCAUCUUUGCCGACCCCAUUCUGGUGUCGGAAGACGUGGUGCAUGCUUUUCCGAAUGAGCUUCAUUCAACGGACUCCUCCACCGGGCCCCAUAUUGAGAACAACUACCGCCCUCUGCAGAACAUUGGGGACCGGAAAGUGGAAUCGUCUGCUGCUUUGAAGCACAAAUCCGCUGCCUCAAUAGCCUCUCCGCCAGUAGGGCUCCUCCUCUUCAUUUCUGUGGCUACUCUUGCAUCCUUCUUACCUGCAUAAAGGCUGGAGUUGGGUGGGUGGAUGUAGGAACCACAUGGAGGAAGAGUCAACAUGAUCUCCAGAGAGGCCAAAGCUAGGCCACAACUCUUUCUGUCCCCCUCAAAAACUCCAGUUAACCUCCAUCUACCUCUCAACCAGCUCAUCCAGUACCAGAAGCACUGGCAAAGGACACUAAAAAGGCAGGAGGUGCACAUUUCAGUGAGGAGAGGAGCACAGAGAAGGAGAUCAAGAGGAGCUAGGAUGCCCAGUGCUGGGGAAGGAGUGUGGUCCAGUCCACUACAGCUAGAGCUGAAACUUUCCAUUCAAAAGAGCUCGUUGUUGACAUUUCCCAAUCUUAUAUUGUGGCUUUGUUUCUCGGUGAUAUUUGAGUUUCCAGAUCAACGUUUGGGCUUAAGUGGAAUAGAACUAUCAUCAACGUUUGAGCAAUGAUGCACAUUUUGAUACGCUGCAUACCAAAACCUCAGAUGUCGACAAAAGCAAUGGGGGUGGGU
Molecule: messenger RNA, 2209 nt
Organism: Podarcis raffonei (Aeolian wall lizard)
Lineage: Eukaryota; Metazoa; Chordata; Lepidosauria; Squamata; Lacertidae
Product: carbonic anhydrase 4-like
Exons: 9
Coding region: 750-1718 (322 amino acids)
Cellular component (GO): plasma membrane
Molecular function (GO): carbonate dehydratase activity; zinc ion binding
Source: RefSeq, a predicted model, not a curated record